This is a messenger RNA of Aphis gossypii (cotton aphid), 360 nucleotides long. RefSeq lists its product as uncharacterized. Bases 1 to 360 code for a protein of 119 amino acids. The record is from RefSeq and is a predicted model, not a curated record. The transcript has 2 exons. Lineage: Eukaryota; Metazoa; Arthropoda; Insecta; Hemiptera; Aphididae.
AUGUUUAGUAUAUUUUAUAAUAAUAAACAACAUGCCAAAAAUAAAAGCAAUAGUAUUGUUAGUAAAAUAAAUGAUAAUCACUCUCAAGAACCAGAAAAAAAGUUUUUGGAAUCAAAUUUGCAAACGAUACAAUUGAAGUCAAUUUUACCUCAAACAAAUGAUUCAGAUUCAGCUGAUGAUCCUGAUAUUUAUGAUACUAAUAAUCAUGUUGAAAUAAAUGAAAGCGUAAUUAAAGACUCAGGAUAUAUAGAACCAAAUUCAGUAAAAGAUUUAGCCGAUUUAGGUGACUUGAACACAGGCCCUGCACAACCUAUUUUGUCAGUAAGUCUAAAUAAUACUCUUGUAAUAUUUCUUAUUUAA